Sphaeramia orbicularis (orbiculate cardinalfish) is the source of this 1911-nucleotide messenger RNA. RefSeq names its product sodium-dependent neutral amino acid transporter B(0)AT1-like. The coding region runs from base 1 to 1911 and encodes 636 amino acids. Gene Ontology annotation, molecular function: neutral L-amino acid transmembrane transporter activity. Lineage: Eukaryota; Metazoa; Chordata; Actinopteri; Kurtiformes; Apogonidae. The transcript has 12 exons. Gene Ontology annotation, biological process: sodium ion transmembrane transport; neutral amino acid transport; nitrogen compound transport. The record is from RefSeq and is a predicted model, not a curated record. Gene Ontology annotation, cellular component: apical plasma membrane; plasma membrane; brush border membrane.
AUGAAGUGGCCGAAGUUUCCAAACCCAGGGCUGGACAACAGGAUCCCCUCUCAUGGAGACCUGGAGAGGAUGGAAAAGGAGGAGGCCGGAGACAGGCCCCAGUGGGACAACAAAGCCCAGUAUCUGCUCACCUGUGUGGGCUUCUGUGUGGGACUAGGCAACGUGUGGAGGUUUCCUUACUUAUGUCAAAGCCAUGGAGGAGGAGCGUUUAUGAUCCCGUUUCUCAUCCUCCUGGUCCUGGAGGGAAUCCCGCUGCUGCACCUGGAGUUUGCUAUCGGCCAGCGCCUGAGGAAAGGCAGCGUGGGAGUGUGGAGAUCAAUCAACCCCUACCUGACAGGAGUCGGUAUUGCGUCCCUGUUUGUGUCAUUUUUGGUGGGCAUGUACUACAACACCAUCAUGGCUUGGAUCAUGUGGUACCUCUUCAACUCAUUCCAGAAUCCUCUGCCCUGGAGUCAAUGUCCUCUAAACGCUAACAGGACAGGUGUGGUUGAUGAGUGUGCUCGGAGCAGUACCGUGGACUACUUCUGGUACAGAGAGACCCUGAACACAUCAACUGCUAUCGAUGAUGCUGGAGGUCUGCAGUGGUGGAUGGUCAUGGCUCUGGUGGCGGCCUGGACUGUGCUAUACGUCUGCUGCAUUCGAGGAAUCGAGACCACCGGCAAGGCUGUGUAUAUCACAUCUACUCUACCAUACCUUGUCCUCACCAUCUUCCUCAUCAGAGGACUCACUCUGAAAGGCUCCGUAGAAGGAAUCAAGUUCCUCUUCACACCAGAUGUGAAUGAAUUAAUGAAUCCAGCGACAUGGUUGGAUGCAGGUGCUCAGGUGUUCUACUCCUUCUCUUUAGCUUUUGGAGGUCUCAUCUCCUUCUCCAGCUAUAACUCUGUACACAACAACUGUGAGAUGGAUGCUGUUCUCAUCUCCAUCAUCAACGGCUGCACUUCAGUGUACUCAGCCACUGUUAUCUACUCCAUCAUCGGGUUCAGGGCUACCCAAAACUUUGACGCCUGCAUGUCAGACAACAUAAUUAAGCUGAUGAAUGCCUUCAAUCUACCUGAAAAGAACAUCACAGACAGCAACUAUGAAGACAUGCUGAACCACUACAACCAGACAAAUCCUGAUAUCAUACUGGGGUUGGAUUUAAAGACCUGUGACAUGCAGGUGUACCUCAGCCAGGGCGUGGAGGGGACAGGUCUGGCCUUCAUCGUGUUUACUGAGGCCAUCAUCAAGAUGCCCAUCUCUCCUCUCUGGGCCGUCCUCUUCUUCAUCAUGCUUUUCUGCCUUGGCCUCUCAACUAUGUUUGGGAACAUUGAGGGAGUGGUGGUUCCUCUGCAGGACCUCAAUAUUUUGCCCAAAACUUGGCCUAAAGAAAUCUUCUGUGGUCUGACUUGCCUGGUCUCAUUUGGUCUUGGGCUCAUAUUUGCUCUCCGUUCUGGAAACUACUGGUUGGCACUUUUUGACAACUUUGCCGGGUCUAUCCCUCUUCUGGUCAUUGGAUUCUGUGAAAUGGUUGCUGUUAUCUACAUCUAUGGUAUAGAUAGAUUUAACAAGGACAUUGAGUUUAUGGUCGGCCACAGGCCCAAUAUUUUCUGGCAGGCGACAUGGAGAGUGAUAAGUCCACUCAUUAUGAUUUUCAUCCUGAUUUUCUACUUCGUAACCCAAGUCACCAAAAGCCUCACCUAUCUGGUCUGGGAUUCCGAGUCGGAGAGUUUUCCCACCCUCGAAAACCGUGAAUAUCCUCCCUGGAUCUACGUCAUCAUCUUCAUCUUGGCUGGAUUUCCCAGUUUAUCCAUUCCAGUGGUCGCAAUCUUCAAGUUCAUCCAAAAGAAAUGCUGCAAGCACAACGACCACAGCGGCGACUCAGUGGAAUCAAUCUCUGCCAAAAUACAAAUGAGCGACAAAAUUAAGUUUUAA